This is a messenger RNA of Trichoderma asperellum CBS 433.97, 4731 nucleotides long. Lineage: Eukaryota; Fungi; Ascomycota; Sordariomycetes; Hypocreales; Hypocreaceae. The record is from RefSeq and is a predicted model, not a curated record.
AUGAUUCCAUUCGAACAAUCCGGGCUAAGGACUAUUGCUAAAUUAGGUGGCGGUUGUCGGCGAGCCUGCGAGUUUCAGACUCUCUUGCUUGUCCAACCAGACAUCAGUCCCAUAGAAGAGACUCUGGGCGAGUGGAAUUUGAACGAAUAUCAGGAACUCAAUACAUAUGCUCUCACAGUAGAAGUGAAGCUCAGUCCAGGCGGCAUUACAGUGCAUGCAGGAUUUGACUGCAGAAUAAUAGAAGCUCAGCGAGUCCAAAAUCUUGUUCAAUCAUUUCAAUCUGUCUUGCACCAGCUGAGCAUAGCGACUCCGUCUGAGAGUAUAUCGAACGUCGACAUCAUGACAACUCAAGAUAUAGAGAGAAUAUGGAAUUGGAACAAUAGUCUGCCGAAAGCAAUAGACGGCUGUAUUCACACUUUGAUUGCAGAUCAAGCCCUUACUUGUCCGACUUCGCUUGCUGUCCACGCUUGGGAUGCUACUUUGUCAUAUGAGAAACUAGAUCGCCUCUCCUCUAUAUUGGCAUGGCGGCUACAAGAAUGUGGCUUAUCAUCUGGCGAUAUCGUUCCACUCUGCUUUGAGAAGUCGGCGUGGAUUAUUGUAUUGCUACUAGCCGUAAUUAAGGCAGGCGAUUGCCAUAACCUGAGCCAACAACUCGCUAAAAUGGUCAUCUCUGUGUCGGCAAAUCUCUUCUCCGAUCUGGAAAAUCAGCCAAAACGACAGCUGAGUAGCCCAACGCCAGACUCAAUUUUGUAUGUCGCAUUUACAUCUGGCAGCACUGGAGUGCCCAGGGGAGCACAGGUCAGCCAUAGAAACUUUGCUUCUGCCAUACAUCAUCAGACAAAACAGUUCGCCUACGAUAAGAGUUGGCGGGUUUUCGAUUUUGCUUCAUAUAGCUUCGACAUGUCUAUCUUUGCUAUUCUCUACACACUCGCCGCUGGCGCUUGCCUUUGCAUCCCCAACGAUGAAGAUCGAAAGAGUGACUUGCCAAACUCCAUCAACAACAUGCAGGCCGAUUCUAUCAUUCUUACUCCUUCGGUACUAAGGACUCUACACCCAACACAAGUAUCUUGCCUCAAGUCAAUCAUGUCCAUUGGAGAACCCAUGUGUAGAGAUGAUGUGACUCCAUGGGUAGAUGCUGGUAUAAAGCUUGUCAAUGCUUAUGGCCCAGCAGAAUGCACUCCGGUCAGUACAAUCAACAGCAAUGUAGGCGAUGGCGAAGGGAAUCCACAUAUUGGCCGUGGGCUGGGGCAUAUCACUUGGGUUGUAGAUACCGAGGAUCACAAUCGCCUGGUACCAAUUGGCAAAGUCGGUGAGCUGCUUCUAGAAGGGCCGCUUGUUGGCUGCGGGUAUCUAGGAAACCCAGAGAAGUCACAGGCUGUCUUCAUAGAAGACCCAUCCUGGCUGUUGGUGGGGUCCAAGAAACGCCCAGGAAGACACGGACGUUUAUACAAGACGGGAGAUCUUGUCAGCUAUAAUAAUGAUGGUACCCUAAACUACAUCAGUCGAAAAGAUAACCAGGUCAAAAUCCGCGGCCAGCGAGUUGAGCUUGGAGAAGUCGAGCAUCACGUCAAAGAGUGCGUAGCUGAUGCUGUCCAGGUCGCAGCAGAGAUUAUACCGAGCGGCGAGCCCAAUACAAAGCCAGUACUAGUCGCAUUUACAACAAAUGGUCUCGAGCCUGACGUCGAGAAAGCUCUCAUAGAACGCUUACCGUCAUAUAUGAUCCCAGUGGCAAUUUUCCAGCUUGAAGAAAUGCCUAUGACAGCCACUGAAAAGACUGAUCGCAAGAAACUCCGUAUUAUCGGAUCGGAGCUUUUGGCAAGACAGGUGGUAGAACGGCGGACAAAUUUACCAAAAUCCAAACAGCAGCCGUCCACUCCAAUAGAAGUUCAGCUACGACGUAUAUGGUCACGGGUUCUCAACAUCAAUGAGAUAGAUAUUGGUAUUGAUGAUAGUUUUUUACAGCUUGGUGGCGAUUCCAUCACCGCGAUGCAAGUUUCUUCUCUAGCUCGGGCUGUUGACAUCAACAUUAGUAGCGCAGACGUCCUGCGUGUCAAGACCAUAUCGACGCUGUCGGCAGUUUUGACUGUUGCCAGUCCUCUUGCAAGUCAUGUUGUCCAUUCAUCUAAAUAUGGAGGCAAGAAUUUUCCGUUAAGCCCCAUGCAGAACCUCUACAUGCAUCUCCAACCGUCUCCAAAUGCACCUUAUGAUCAAAACUUCUUCCUUCGUUUGAAGACAAAAAUACCACACGCUAUCAUUGCAACAGCAAUUGAAGUUUUGGCUAAAAAACAUAGCAUACUGCGUGCGCGGUUCUUUCAGGACAAUGAAGAAACAUGGCAACAGACAAUCAGCCAAGACAUCUCUGGGUCAAUUUACAUAUGUACCAAGCAGGCAAAUGAAGCUGUCGCUGAUGCCAUAGCUCAGUGUCGCGACCGCCUUGACAUUAUAAAAGGGCCAAUGGUUGCUGCCUGUAUUAUCGAUGAAGAUGAAAAUCAAGAUUUAUUUCUCUCGAUACACCAUCUUGUGGUUGACUUGGUGUCUUGGAUAGUGCUGUUGCGCGAUCUAGAGUCCAUUCUGACAUCCAAGGUAAAUGUAGCCUCCGCAUCGCUGGACUUUCAGACAUGGGUAUCGCUACAAGAGGAGUAUACUGCGGCGAGCUUGAAAAUACAAGCAUCUGGCCUAGGCAAAUUAAAGACAGAGUAUCUCGAAUACUGGGGAAUGGACUCCCUCUCAAACAAGUCCGACAGCAUCCUCACCAGGACUUUUGCACUCAAUACGCUAGCAACCUCUGCCAUUCUGGGUUACUGUAAUAAUGCAUUCGGAACACGACCAGUAGAGCUCAUGAUGGCAGCAAUCAUUCACUCGUUUGGAUCAACAUUUACAGCUCGCCAGAGUCCGACAGUGAUAAAUGAGGGCCAUGGCCGUGAGCCAUGGAACAGUGCCAUGGAUAUCUCAGACACGGUUGGUUGGUUUACAACGAUGUCUCCCGUGAAGGUGGCUAGUGACGUCAAUUACAGUCUGGAAGAUGUAAUACGAUUAACAAAAGAUUCGAUGCGCAGGCAACCACAGAACGGAUGGGAAAAUUUCACAUCUCUCUGCAAAGAUGGCCCUGGAGCCGCUGAAUUUGCUAAUCAGUUUCCAGUGGAGAUUUUAUUUAACUAUGUUGGAAUUUAUCAACAACUUGAGCAUGGCGACACAUUCUUUGAAAAGCUUCAGUUGCCCCGUGGCUGUGAUCCCCUUGCUCGUCUGGAGGUUCAAAGAUUUGCCCUGUUCGAUAUUGGUGCACGAGUAGAGAAAGGGUCGCUUAUAGUGUCGGUUGCUUACGAUAAAUAUAUGAACCAUCAAGGCAAGAUUUGCGACUGGGUCAACAUCUUACAUGACACGAUGACAAAUAUGUCGAGCGAGCUGCUUACAAUAAACCCUUGUUGGACACUUACAGAUUUCCCACUGACUUUCAAAACGUACGACGAGAUUCAUGAAUUCUCCCAGUAUCAACUGAACCGACUUGGUGUCAAACACAGCGACGUUGAGGAUAUCUUUCCAUGUUCCCCUCUUCAGCAGGCCAAAUUUGCUGUUGAAGUAAGAAUAGGGCCUGGGGAAAGAACACUAGACAUUUCAAAACUUGAAAUGGCGUGGAAAGAAGUGGUCCGUAGAUAUGCACUGUUGCGAUCACUUCUAAUCAACAAAGCUGGUAAACGGAGGUACGCAUUCCAUGUUGUGCUCAAGGAUCCAUUGCCCUCCAUUUCUCGUAUAUCAAAGCUGGACUCAACUGCUCAGUGGAUGCUUCAGCAUGAGAUAAGUGAGACUUAUGGGCAUGAAGAAUUGCAGCACCAUCUUGUCAUACACGAGAUCGACGCCAAGACCGCCUAUUUAGAGCUUCACAUUAGUCACGCCAUCAUGGAUGGUUUCUCACUGCAAGUUCUGUGGAAAAAUCUGCAGGAAGCCUACAAUAUCUCUCAGAGUCCAACAGGUUCUUACAAAUAUUUUGUGGAGUAUCUGGAUUCGCAGCCCAGAGAUGCCGCUACUGAGUUCUGGUCUCGGCGUCUCCAAAACAUUGAGCCCUGCAUCUUGCCAGCUUCAGUAGUUGGCCAAAAUUCAACCACUUUUGAAAAUAUCCAGGUUCCCAUUGAAUCAAAUGCGGUUAUAAAAAGCUUUUGCAGCACGUCAGAGAUUACAACUGCCACAUUGAUCCGGGUUGCGUGGGCCCUGGUUCUGAGACUGUACACUGGCAGUCUAUCGCCCUGCUUCGGCAAUAUCAAUUCUGGAAGAGAUGUUGCCAUUCCACACGUUGAUAAGAUUUUCGGCCCUCUUAUCAGUAUGGCACCAUGCCUGAUUUCUCUUGAAAACUCAGCAUCGGUGCUCAAGGUCUUGAAGGCCGCUCAGCAAGAUUAUCUUGACAGUCUGCCAUACCAACAUCUUCCUCUGAGGGAGAUUCACCACAUGCUGGGUCUUAGAAAGAAGGCGCUUUUCAACAGUAUCGUAAGUUUUCAGAGAUCAUGGAUCGAAGAAGAUCUAAACGGCUUGUCGGUGCAUCAUCUCGAUGCCUUCGAUCCAAAUGAGUAUGAUAUUACCGUGCGCGUAAGCGAUGGACCCGCCAGGACUGUGGUGAAGUUGACUUUCCGGCCGACUUUCCUUGGUCUCGAUGAGAAGCGAGAGAUAGCUCGUAUUUUUGGAAAGGCGAUCAGCGCAAUUGUUGCUAAUCCUUUACGCAGGAUUGAGGAUAUUGAGUUUUGA